Messenger RNA from Daucus carota subsp. sativus, 4377 nucleotides. RefSeq names its product pentatricopeptide repeat-containing protein At2g13600. Gene Ontology annotation, molecular function: zinc ion binding; protein binding; RNA binding. Gene Ontology annotation, biological process: RNA modification. The transcript has 3 exons. NCBI's taxonomy places the organism in Eukaryota, Viridiplantae, Streptophyta, Magnoliopsida, Apiales, Apiaceae. The record is from RefSeq and is a predicted model, not a curated record. Bases 154 to 2874 code for a protein of 906 amino acids. Gene Ontology annotation, cellular component: intracellular membrane-bounded organelle.
UUGCGGAAACCGGAAAGAGUAGAGAAAUGCACACCGACGCUUCUCGUCUGAGAAGCCGGGAAAAGAAGCUUUGCGAAAGAAGCCACUGCAUGGAAAAAUAAGCUCUCCAGUCUCUGGCAGACUUUGAAUUUCCCAGAGCUAAGAGCUUCUGUAAUGAUCUUUAAGUUGAAUGUAUCAUGGCGACAUCUCUCACAUCCUCGUCGCUUCAUUUGCACCCAACAGCAAAUUAUUGCUGUUUCAAACAACCUUCUUACAACAGUUCAUUCGCACCAAAACUACUCUUACGUAGACAUAUCCGAAAACUACUAUGAAUUAAUGAAACAGUGUCGCUCCAUUCCGGUUGCUCGGAAACUCCAUGCGCAACUCAUCAACUUGGGCUUGAUCUCUUCAACUUUUCUUCAGAAUCAUCUCAUGCAUAUGUACUCUAACUGUGGUUUGAUAGAUGAUGCUACCCGGGUGUUUCGAUUCAUGGAGUUUAGUAAUGUUUUUAGUCAUAAUACAUUGAUCAAUGGGUUGGCUGAUUCAGGUCGAAUUAAGGAAGCACGGAAGUUGUUUGAUGAAAUGCCUGAGAGAGAUGUUGUUUCUUGGAAUUCGAUUAUGUCGGGUUAUUUUCACAAUGGGAGGCCUGAUGAUACGCUUAAGGUUUUUGCGGAGAUGAUUACAAGCGGAAGUUGUGUUCCUGAUCAGUUUUGUUUCUCUUGUGUUAUGAAGGCUUGUGCUAGUCUUGGAUAUGUCAAGUUGGCUCCUCAAGUUCAUGGUUUCGUCGAGAAAUUUUACUUUGGACGGGAUAACUCUGCUGAUUCGUCGAUUAUUGAUAUGUAUAUUAAGUGUGGGGACUUGGGUUCGGCUGAGAAAGUGUUUUUGAGGAUACAGGAUCCAAAUCUCUUUUGUUGGAACAGUAUGGUUUAUGGUUACUCUAAAUUAUAUUGCAUUGAGAGAGCUAUGAAUUUGUUCAAUUUAAUGCCUAAACGCGACUCUGUUUCAUGGAGCACAAUGAUUUCGAUCUUGUCUCAAAAUAAGAAUAGUCUUGAAACUCUUAAUAUGUUUAUCGACAUGUGGGGUCAAGGUUUUAGACCAAAUUCGAUGACUUAUGCUAGUGUACUAAGUGCAUGUGCUAACCUUUAUGAUGUGAAUUGGGGUGCACAUCUGCAUGCCCGAAUUGUGCGAAUGGAACAUAAUAUUGAUCUUUAUGUGGGUUGUAGUCUGAUUGAUAUGUAUGGGAAAUGUGGAUACCUUCGAGCUGCAAGACAGGUAUUUGAUACCUUAACAGAAAAGAACGUGGUUGCUUGGACUUCUUUAAUUGGUGGCCUAGCCCAGUUUGGCCACCAAGAAGAAGCUGUAGCUUUAUUCAAACAGAUGAGGGAGGUUCCUGUUUCCUGUGACAAGUUCACUUUGGCCACGGUCAUUGGCGUUUGUUCUAGUUCAAAGGAUAUUUCUCUUGGGAGACAACUUCAUGGCGAUGCAACAAAGAUUGGGGCAGAUAUCUGUGUCACUGUAGGAAAUGCACUUGUUACAAUGUAUGCAAGAUGUGGAGACAUUGGGAGUGCAAGUCAUGCCUUCGAUAUGAUGCCUGUAAAGGAUAUCAUAUCGUGGACAGCAAUGGUCUCAGCGUUCUCUCAGAUUGGUAAAGUUGAAAAAGCUAGAGAAUAUUUUAAUAAGAUGCCGGAUCGGAAUGUCGUAACCUGGAAUUCAAUGUUAGCCACAUACAUACAACAUGGUUAUUUUGAAGAUGGUCUCAAUCUUUACAAUGUGAUGCGGCAGAAAGGUGUAAAACCGGAUUGGAUUACUUUUGCAAGUGCAAUUAGUGCUUGUGGGUAUUCAGCUGUACUGAAACUUGGCAACCAAAUUAUAGCUGUAGCUAAAAAAUCGGGUUUUGGUAUAGAUGUUUCAGUUAAAAAUAGUUCAUUAACUAUGUAUUCAAGAUGCGGACGAAUUGAAGAAGCAAGAAAAGUUUUUGAUUCUAUGAUUGUUAGGGAUAUGGUUUCUUGGAACAGCAUGAUGACUGGAUAUGCCCACAGCGGGCAGGGCAGGAAAGUUAUCGAUAUUUUCGAGAGUAUGCUGAAGAUGGGUAUAACUCCAGAUCCUAUUAGCUAUGUAUCUAUUCUAUCAGGUUGCAGUCAUUCAGGACUAUUACUCGAAGGAAAAUACUAUUUUAAUAUGAUGACCAAAAAUCAUGGUAUCUCUCCAACUAUUGAGCAUUUUGCAUGCAUGGUAGAUUUGCUUGGUCGGGCAGGUUUGCUGGAAGAGGCACAUAAUUUAAUUAUUGAUAUGCCAUUGGAGCCUAAUGCUGCUAUCUGGGGUGCCCUGCUUGGUGCUUGCCGGAUACAUGGUAACUCAGAAUUAGCAGAAAUUGCACUCAAAAAGCUGAUGGAGUUGGAUGCAGAGGACUCUGGCAGCUAUAUUCUUCUAUCAAAUAUAUAUUCAGAAGCUGGACAGUUAAAAGGUGUUUUAGAUGUGAGAAGGCUUAUGAGAGAAAAAGGAGUCAAGAAAAAUCCAGGUUGCAGCUGGAUUGAGGUUGAUAACAGAGUUCAUGUGUUUACUGUAGAUGAUACUAGUCACCCACAAAUCAAGGAAAUAUAUAUUAAGUUGGAGGAAAUCAUAAAGAAGGUAAAAGAUACGGGUAAAUAUACUAAUGAAAUCGAUCAUACUAGGCCUAUGACAUACCACAGUGAGAAGAUUGCUGUGGCUUACGGCUUGUUGACCUUGCCGUGUUGGAUGCCCAUCCAUGUAAUGAAGAAUCUACGAAUUUGUCGUGAUUGUCACUUGCUUAUGAAGUUAAUCUCUCUUGUAACAUCAAGGGAACUCAUUGUGCGGGAUGCAAACCGCUUCCACCAUUUUAAGGAUGGCACUUGUUCUUGUAAAGAUUACUGGUGAAUGGUAGCUAUGAGCAUCUUUUAGGCAACAGCAGCAGUGGGGACUCUAUUAAUAUGAUUUUUGGGGCCGGUGAGCAAGCGGUAAAAUCACACGCCUUAACCUGCCUCGCCUUCUCCAAUUAUUCAAUAUGUUCCAUCGUAGCAGCAGCCUCCACCAUUGAUUAAGAACUGGUGCACUCAGUCUCCAGAAGAGCUUGUACCGCCUCUUUGCUAUUUGCAGCUUUCGAUGUUUACACAUAUCACUCAUUUAUGGAUUGUGAUACUUGAAUGCAAGUCUCAUUGUUCAACCCACUGAUGCUGUUCCUUUAAUCAUAAUGUGGACUCGUUUUACCAGAGAUACGAUACAAUGGGCUGUUAACUGGAUUGAGCAAGUUCUUCAAUUCUCUUUGCUUUUAUUACUAAUAUUGAUUCUCCAGCAUCAGCGAGACUUCAUCCUUCUGCUCCAAAGUAAGAGACAUGAUCCCCAGAGACACCUUUAAGGAUUGUAAUUACGCAUGGGCCUGUUACUUAGCAGCAGCGGCUGAUUUACAAGGGACGGAUCUUAAAGGAUGAUCAAACCCUAGAUAGUUAUGCCUUAAUUGGGUUCUGUAGCUGGGUAAGUUCAUGUGAGACCCGACCAUGGCUCAGGUGAGGGGUUCCAAUAACCCUAAGUGGUUUGUUACAUUAUUAAUUCGAUUGAAUCUAGUAUUGAUCCCAAGUUUGUUGAAUUCGAGUUAUUUGAUUUAAUUUUAUUUGUCGUCGUUUUUUUAUAUUUUGAUAUUCAUCCAUUUUAUAUAUUGUGUUGUUCUGGUAUUGCUAAUUUUAUGGAUGUAGGAACUUUUUGCCUCACAAGGCCAUAUCCAUGGUGGUGAUGGAUAGGUCCAGAAAGGGUGGAGAAGAAGAGCUAUUUUUGGCGAUAAUUGUGCCUUAAUUAAGGAUACUAAUUAUUCUUAAUUAAGGUUUUAGUACCGUUUAUGGCGACCAUUUAUGGCGACCAUUAUUGGGGCAUUAUUGGCCCAUAAGAGGCAUUUAAGUGCCAUAAUGUUGGCUCGUUUAUGUCUUUUAUUUUAAUUUUAAAUUUGCUCACAUUCGUUCAUUCUGUUUUGUCUUAUUUUCAGGAUGUUUGAAAAAGCAUUUAAGAAUUUAUCUAUUAAGGCGUCUUCCGAGAAGACGCGAAUUUUGGUGGACAAGACAGUUGAGCUACAAACAAAGAUAGAAAGGAAUAAAGAAGACUUCAUUUUUAGUCUAUUUUGUAAUCGAUGUAUUUUUUUGUAGGGUACUCUUUUUCCCCCUUGAGUUUUUUUCCCACAGGGUUUUGCUCUUGAGGGGUUUUAACGAGGCCCUUUUUUUGUGGGUUUUCUCUUCGGACUUGAAAGGUUAUGUUAUCUAAGCGUCCGGAGUAUUUACAUACUUUCGGUUAGAUGAUAUACCUUCUUGGAUGAAGGAAACUCUGUCCAUCCGGAUUGUAAUUUUUUUCUUGGUUUAAUACAACCGUUUAUUGUGACAAAAAAAAAAAAAAAGACAA